Molecule: messenger RNA, 408 nt
Organism: Colletotrichum orchidophilum
Lineage: Eukaryota; Fungi; Ascomycota; Sordariomycetes; Glomerellales; Glomerellaceae
Exons: 2
Coding region: 1-408 (135 amino acids)
Source: RefSeq, a predicted model, not a curated record
AUGGUCUCCUCCCUCGGCACACUCCUCGUCUCCACCGGCCUCUUCUCCACGGGCGUCCUCUCCCAGGAUAACCUAGCCCUCAGCAGCGGCUAUAAAACCCUCACAACCAAGAACUUCAACUUCCAACCGGUCAAAAACGCCCAGGUCCAGGCCUCUCUCAAAUCCGCCGGCGACACCUUCGACUUUCUCCCCCCUGGACUACCUCUCCCUCCACUCCGACCAAGGCGGGACGCAGACUUGGGCAUGGCGACGUUUGGGGUCGUCGUUACCGGCAGUGUCUCUGUGACGAUGGGGACGUUGAGCGUUUCGAUUGCGUCACGACAAAGGAUGUGGUUAGUCGGUGCCUCUUUCGGGGAGCAGUGUGACGCUUCAGAUUGGGCCGGCGUAGUUAUCGUCGUGUCUAAAUGA